Messenger RNA from Dendrobium catenatum, 3268 nucleotides. Its product is annotated as lysine-specific demethylase JMJ25. Gene Ontology annotation, cellular component: histone deacetylase complex; chromatin. Gene Ontology annotation, molecular function: chromatin DNA binding; histone H3K9 demethylase activity; transcription coregulator activity. Gene Ontology annotation, biological process: regulation of transcription by RNA polymerase II. Lineage: Eukaryota; Viridiplantae; Streptophyta; Magnoliopsida; Asparagales; Orchidaceae. The transcript is spliced from 13 exons. The record is from RefSeq and is a predicted model, not a curated record. Bases 329 to 3085 code for a protein of 918 amino acids.
AAUUUGGGUUUGAAGCCAAAGAUUCCAGUCUUCCCCACUGUUUAUAAUUUUGACUCCCUCUCUUUCUCUCUCUUUUAUCCCAACUUUCCAUGUCUUCUCUCUCUCCUCCCCUCUCCUCUUCUCUCACCCCACAGAAUCGCCGGGCUUGGCCUCCCCGAAACCCUAGAAUUCCCCACGUUUUCCUCUUCGCCGUUCUUCGUGUUCUGCCUCUCAUACCCUUGGAUUCCUCACGGCGCCUCAUCGAUUCGCUGGGUUACCAACUGGGUUAGGGUUUCUGAUGCUAUUCUAUUGAAUCCCGAACCGCGGUUGGCUUCUGAGUGAAGGAGCGAUGGAGGACAAUGUUGGAAUCCCGGAGGAUCUUCGUUGCAAGCGGUCGGACGGGAAGCAGUGGCGUUGCAGCGCGCUGUCGAUGCCUGACAAGACCGUGUGCGAGAAGCACUACAUCCAGGCCAAGCGCCGGGCGAUGAACUCGGCAAUGAGAGCAAACAUGAGGAAGGCUUCUAAGCGCAAGUCUCUGGACAAUUCCGACAUCUAUCUGGAGAGCCGGCGCCGGGAACGGGAUGUGUCUAGGUCGUCUAUGUCUCCGGUGAACCGUGUUGGAGAGUCGGCUUCGAUGCCUAGUUUAAAGAAGCACAAGGACCGGGUGACUAAGAGCCGUGGGUUUUAUUCAUCGGCGGGGGUUCGAGGAGGCUCACCGCAUCGUGGUGGUUUGCAGCAAAGAGAUGCAGUGCCGGUGGAUGGCAGUAGGGUUCAGCCGGUGUACUACACUCCUUCAAGCAAGGAGAUGAAGAAUUUUAGUGGGAACGGUGUUGGGCAGGAUUAUUCUGGGAAAAGUUCUGAUUCUUCCGGUGAAGCUGAAGGGAUCACUUGCCAUCACUGCCAGAGGAACUAUAGGACGAAUGUGGUGUGGUGCACAAGUUGCGAUAGGAAAGGGUAUUGUGAUGGCUGCAUCUUAAAAUGGUAUGCUGAGAUACCUAUAGAAGAUAUUCAAAAAGCAUGCCCAGCAUGUCGUGGUAUAUGUAAUUGCAGGGUCUGCUUGCGUGGAGAUAACCUGAUUAAGGCAAAGGUUGAAAGCAUAGCUGCAAUAGAUAGGUUGCGAUAUCUUCACAGCCUUUUGGCCUUCAUACUGCCCGUCCUUAAGCAGAUAUAUUCUGAGCAGUGUUUUGAGAUAUCAAUCGAAAAAAGAAUAUAUGGAAUCAAAGCUGACAUUCCCAGAGAAAAAAUAAAUGCGGAUCAGCAAAUGCGUUGUGAUCUUUGCAAAAUACCGAUUUUCGAUUAUCAUCGUCAUUGUACUCAAUGUAUGUAUGAUCUGUGCCUCACCUGCUGCCGUGAUAUCCGACAUGCCUCUUUGAUUAGUGACAAAGGAGAAUCUGCGGCUGAAAAAGCUUAUAAUGAUGAAUUGAUGCCUCGAUCAGCUGAUGUGGGUGGUUUAGAUUUUACAGGGUUAUUUCCCAAGUGGAAGGUGAACAGUGAUGGAAGCAUACCAUGCGGUCCUGGUGAAGCUGGUGGUUGUGGCUUUACAAAGUUAAUAUUACGACGCAUUCUCAAAAUAAACUGGACUGGAAAACUUUUAAAAAAUGCAGAGGAAAUGGUGAAUGGGUGUGUAGGAUCUGAUCUGCAUGGCCCUGAUAGAUGUGUUUCUUAUUGCACAGGAACUUCAAAUUCUAGUUUAAAGGAUUCAGUUCAAACAGAUCUACUGAAGUGCUCCUCCAGAGAUGAUAGCAGUGAUAAUUUCUUGUAUUAUCCUGCAUCAGAGGAUAUUAAACUUGAAGGCAUCAAUCGUUUCCAUAAGUUUUGGGUCAAAGGUCAACCAGUUAUUGUAAAAAACGUGCUUGAGCGUUCAUUGGCAUCUGGAUGGGAACCUAAGGAUAUCUGGAAGGGGGUUCAAGAAACUUUAGAUGAAGAGAUGAAUGAAAAUGAUGUCGUUGUGAAGGCUAUUGAUUAUCUAAGCCAGUCAGAGGUUGAUAUUGAGCUUUCUCAAUUCAUCAAAGGAUACUCAAAAGGAUUUAAAGAUGAAAGUGGUUGGCCUAAAAUGUUGAAAUUGAAAGAUUGGCCCCCUCCAAGUGCCUUGGAAGAGUUUUUAUUGUGCCAUAGACCUGAGUUUCUUAGCAAUUUUCCAUUGGUUGAAUUUAUUCAUUCCAAAUGGGGUCUUUUAAAUCUUGUCUCUAAGCUGCCACAUGAUACUCUACAGUCUGAAGCAGUACCCAAGAUUUUCAUUACUUAUGGUACAUGUAAGGAGCUUGGCAGAGGUGAUCCUGUCACCAAACUUCAGAUUAACAUGAGUGACAUGGCUUGUCUUUUAAUGCAUACUGCUGAACCUGAUUCUGGAGGUUAUCAGAGGUCCAUUGUUGAAAGGCAUGAUAAACUUUUGGGGAAAUCUGAAGAAUGCAAUCCAGCUGGGGGAAGUGACAGAAUUGAUUUGUGCAAAUUUGCAGGAGAGGUAGACUAUCAAUCAUACUCGGGCACUGGAGUUAAUUUCUUGGAAAAGAAAAGAAAUGAAGCUGUCCUUUUAAUUGGAAAUUCCGCAAAAAACCACGACAAGGCUGGAACCAUUUGGGAUAUUUUCCGGAGGCAAGAUGUGCCAAAGUUGAAUGAAUUUUUCAGAGUUCAUUCAGACCAUUUUGCAAAUUCUGCUACCCUUCCUGUUUAUGACCAAGCUCUCUAUCUGAACAAUGAAACCAAAAGAAAAUUGAAGGAUGAAUUCAGUGUAGAGCCAUGGACAUUCCAGCAGCAUGUUGGGGAGGCUGUAUUUAUACCUGCUGGCUGUCCUUUUCAAGUUAGGAAUCUUCAGUCUUCGGUACAAUUGGCCUUCGAUUUUCUAUCCCCUGAGAGCUUGGGCGAGUCCGUUCGAAUGGCACAAGAGAUCCGUUGCCUUCCUUCCGACCAUGAAGCCAAGCUCAAAAUGCUGGAGGUGGAGAAAAUGUCUCUGUAUGCUGCCAGUUCUGCUGUCAGAGAAGUUCAUAAGAUCGCACUUGACCCCAAGCUGAGUUCAGAAAUAAAAUUUGAGGAGAAGAGGCUUACAGAGAUGGUUUCUGAGAAUUUGGAGAGGAUUUCAAAGCGAAGAAGGCAGAUUGCUUGUCCUUAACGGCCAUCUUAUUAUUUGUAUAUUUUUGUUAUGGUGUAAGAUAGAUAAGUGUAUAGAUUGUAGAGUAUCAUAGAACCAUAUUUAAUUCAAAUGAUUUGUUUCGAUUAUUGUCAAUAUCAACUUAUUAUUGGCUUGUUUGUAAUUUACGAAUAGUUCAAAGGUUGCGUAUUAUUUGAAGUUUUA